GGCUGUAAAAAAAAAAAAAAAAAAAAAGAAAAGAACUAGACAAUAAACGGGUCGGACUUUCGGCGGAGAUGGAUUCCGGAGCAAAAGUAAAAAAGGGAGCUGGUGGGAGGAAAGGCGGAGGUCCGAAGAAGAAGCCUACUUCUAGGUCAGUCAAAGCCGGUCUUCAGUUUCCUGUUGGGAGAAUAGGGCGGUACUUGAAGAAGGGAAGGUAUGCGCAGCGGGUUGGAUCCGGAGCUCCAGUUUACAUGGCUGCUGUUCUCGAGUACCUAGCUGCUGAAGUAUUGGAAUUGGCUGGUAAUGCAGCUAGAGAUAACAAGAAGAACAGGAUAAUACCAAGGCAUGUAUUGCUUGCAGUUAGAAAUGAUGAAGAGCUUGGAAAGUUGCUUGCAGGAGUGACCAUUGCUCAUGGAGGUGUUCUUCCCAAUAUUAAUCCUGUUCUUUUGCCCAAAAAGUCAGAGAAGGCUACUAAAGAUAAGGAACCUAAAUCUCCAUCUAAGGCAACAAAAUCUCCAAAGAAAGCUUAAGUCAUUUCUGUUGUUAUUCUCUUGAUCUUGUUGUAUGUGAUUUAGAGUAUAUUUUGUUAAUGUGUAGGAAAAUUGAGUUGAUGGAUUUUGAAAAUUUGUGUAGUCCCUUUAUCUUUCUGAUAGAUGUUAGGAUUGACAUUUGAGAUUAAUGGAUGGAACUUUUUUUUUUUUUUUU
Messenger RNA from Jatropha curcas, 699 nucleotides. Its product is annotated as histone H2A. Gene Ontology annotation, cellular component: nucleosome. Gene Ontology annotation, molecular function: protein heterodimerization activity; DNA binding; structural constituent of chromatin. NCBI's taxonomy places the organism in Eukaryota, Viridiplantae, Streptophyta, Magnoliopsida, Malpighiales, Euphorbiaceae. The record is from RefSeq and is a predicted model, not a curated record.